Molecule: messenger RNA, 1788 nt
Organism: Nematolebias whitei (Rio pearlfish)
Lineage: Eukaryota; Metazoa; Chordata; Actinopteri; Cyprinodontiformes; Rivulidae
Gene: otop1
Product: otopetrin 1
Exons: 6
Coding region: 1-1788 (595 amino acids)
Biological process (GO): inner ear morphogenesis; proton transmembrane transport
Cellular component (GO): membrane
Molecular function (GO): proton channel activity
Source: RefSeq, a predicted model, not a curated record
AUGGUGGAACGCGGCGUCCUGAGCAUCAUGUGUCCGAACAAGUACAGCCGCCGCUCCUCCUCAUCCUCCGCCAGCUCCAUCCGGGAGAAGAAGAUUUUCGCCAAGCUAAAAGUGGGUUUGUCCGGGGACUACCCGCGGAAGAACGGCGAGUUCCUCAGCGGCCAGUACGGAACCAACCUGCUGCUGAUCGGGGUGGCGCUGAUGCUGGCCAUCACGCACCACGAGCCCUCCGUGGAGGAAGAGCACCUGCUGGCUUUCGCCACCGGCCUCAUGAUCCUGCAGCUCUUCUGGAUGAUGUGGUACAUCCUGGUGCGCACCAGGCGCAGGAGCGCGCGGACAGAGAGGGACGUGAACGCCACCACAUGCUGGAUCAGAGGUGGUUUGACUCUUCUUGCAGUCCUCUCUCUGAUCAUGGACGCCCUGAGAAUCGGUUAUUUUGUCGGUUAUCGCUCCUGUGUGUCGGCUGUGCUGGCAGUCUAUCCUGCCUUCCAUGCAAUUCACACCAUAGCUCAGGUGCAUUUUCUUUGGUUUCACAUCAAGGAUGUCAUCAAGAGCUUCGAAACUUUCGAGAGAUUUGGUGUAAUUCAUGCCGUCUUCACUAACCUCCUGCUGUGGUGCAACGGCGUGAUGUCAGAGACCGAGCACUUCAUGAACAAUCAUGUCAAGAGGCUCACAGCAAUGGGAUUCCAAAAUAUCACCACAGACGACUCUGAGCCACAGUGUAACUGCACCACAAGCACAUGCAACAUGUUCUCCGAAAGCCUCUCUUAUCUCUUCCCAUUCAACAUUGAGUUCCACAUCUUUGUCUCUGCUUUGCUUUUUGUCAUGUGGAAGAACAUCGGACGCACCAUUGAUCUGUCCUCAAACAGGAAAAGUCUGGUUACCAAAACUCAGGGUUUGACCUUAGGCCCCAUUCUGGGUCUUCUGUCUCUGGCCAGCACUAUUGGAAUACUGGUGGUCUACAUCACACGUGUCGAGGGCUCCCUUGAACUACGCUACGAAGCCAUUUCUAUGUUCUACAUUUAUGGCAUUGUCACGUUGGUUGUCAUGUGUGUUGCUGGUGCUUCGGGUCUGCUCAUAUAUCGAGCAAACCACAUAGAGUUUGACACCGCCAAGAACCCUUCAAGGCAACUAGACACAGAGCUGCUGUUUGGUUCCUCUGUUGGCUCCUGGUUCAUGUCUUGGUGCAGCAUCGUGUCUGUGUUAAGCACCAACAACAACCCUCCCUACCGCUGGACCAAUCUGAUCUACUCCACCCUGGUCAUUCUGGAGAAGUACCUCCAGAACCUCUUCAUCAUCGAGUCCCUUUAUCGUCAGCAAGAGAACGCCAAGAUGGGCGACCCAGAGAUCCCAGAGAUCUCAGCUGCUCCGGAAGUGUUCUCAGUGGCCUCAUCUUUGGCUCCAGCGUUGGAUGGCAUCGUCAAUCAGGCUUUUGAGAACCCCGGCGGUGCCUGCGCCUCCAUGGAGAAUGAGCAGGAGAAUGGACAGGAGUACGACUGUCAGCGGAAGCAGUCAAACGUGCCACUGCCUGUGCACACUCAGGUCGUGGAACCCUUCAAUAUGAAAAGGCUGCUGUUGAAGAACAUCGCCAUUUUAUUGCUGAUGUGCAACAUUUCGCUGUGGAUCCUCCCUGCCUUUGGGUGCAGGCCGCAGUACGACAACGGUCUGGAACAGGAUACUUUUGGCUUCUCCGCAUGGACCACAGUUCUCAAUUUCGCCAUCCCAUUGAACCUUUUCUAUCGCAUGCACUCAGUAGCCUCCCUGUUCGAGGUGUUCCGCCGGGUCUGA